CGCCGCCGCCCCGCAAUGCUGACGGCCGUCUGCGGCUCCCUGGGAUCCCAACCCUCGGACGCGCCCCGCUCCUCCCCGACCCACCUGGACCUGCAGCCGCUCCAACCCUUCCAGCCCCACGGCCCCACCGCGCCGGGGGCCCCCGACUUCGCCUCGCCGCUGCCCCCGCCCGAGCUGCCGCUGCCGGGGCCCGACGACGCCGCCGCCUUCGCCACCCCCGGCGCCUACGAGCCCCAUGGCCCCCCGAGGUUAGAGCUGCCCCCCGACGGCCCCGCCGCUCCCGGAGCCUACGCCAAGCUGCUGCCGGCCGCCCCGGACAUGGCGCAUCCCUACGAGCCUUGGUUUCGACCCCCACACCCCGGACCCCCCGGCGAAGAGGGCGGAGGUGUCAACUGGUGGGACCUCCACGCCGGAGCCAGCUGGAUGGAGCUGCCCCCCGGGCAGGGCGGGGGGUUGCAGGUGCCCCCCGCGCACCCCGGGUUGCCCGCGACCCUGGGUGGAUACGGAGGGGGCGAGCACCAGCUCUGCGCCCCCCCCUCCCACCUGCUGCCCCCGCCGGCUCAGCAUCUCCUGGCAGCCGAGGGGGUGAAGGCGCUGGAGGGGCCCCCGGAGCCGCGGGGGCCGGAGGGGGAGGGCGGGGGGCGGCCGAAGGGGACCCGGCGGGCCGUGCCAAGGGGCGGGGGGCAGGCUGCGUGCCGCUGCCCCAACUGCCAGGAGGCGGAGAGGGGGGGCCCGUGCCCCGAGGGGGUGAAGCGCAAGCACCUGCACAAUUGCCACAUUCCCGGCUGCGGGAAGGCGUACGCCAAGACGUCCCACCUGAAAGCCCACCUGCGCUGGCACAGCGGGGACCGGCCCUUCGUGUGCAACUGGCUCUUCUGCGGCAAGCGCUUCACCCGCUCCGACGAGCUCCAGCGGCACCUCCAGACCCACACGGGCGCCAAGAAAUUCUCCUGCCCCGUCUGCGGCCGCGUCUUCAUGCGCAGCGACCACCUGGGCAAGCACAUGAAGACGCACGACGGGGGCAAGGACGGGGCCGAACCCGAGGGCAAAGGCGCCGGGGACCCGUCGGCCGCUAAGGGAGGCAAGAGGGAAUCGGAGGGGGGCACGGCCGCCCCCACAAACUGAGCCGCUGAGCCCCGGGGGGGACACGGUUGGAGGUGGGGCUGGGGGCGCGGGGGGAAUCCUUCGGGGCCGGUCUCCGAAGGGAUUUAGGAUGGGGGUGGUGGGCGCAGGGCUGGCACCUUGUGCUGGGAGCGGUGGCGAGGCCGGGGACGGGGUUUGGUGGCCCGGCCCCGUCCCCCGGCGCGGCGUUGGGGAGCGCCGCAGCCGGAGCUGCCCCGCGGCGGUUUCACUUGUCCCGCUCCUGCUCUCCCGCCCCGGUUCUCCCUCCCCCCUUUUUUUUUUUUUU
Molecule: messenger RNA, 1408 nt
Organism: Cinclus cinclus
Lineage: Eukaryota; Metazoa; Chordata; Aves; Passeriformes; Cinclidae
Gene: SP6
Product: Sp6 transcription factor
Exons: 1
Coding region: 16-1125 (369 amino acids)
Biological process (GO): regulation of transcription by RNA polymerase II
Molecular function (GO): DNA-binding transcription factor activity, RNA polymerase II-specific; RNA polymerase II cis-regulatory region sequence-specific DNA binding
Source: RefSeq, a predicted model, not a curated record